AUGGAAGACAAAGAUGGGAAGUCAGACAAGGCCCAUUGCCCGGCCUUACAGGUCAUCAUCCUAGGUGCCGGUGGUGGUCCUCAGGAAAACAACACCACUGCUCUUCUCGUCCGUUCCGUAGCCUCGGGGUGGACCAAAGGAUCCAUCAUUGCCGUAGACGCCGGGGUUCACCUGUCUGCCAUCACCCAUAUUCUCGAGACGUCGGUGCCGCCAGGCCUCGGCAGUACUGUACCGCUUCCCCACACCCUCACAUCCGGGCCGUUUGCCGGCCUUGAGCUUAGGUCAGACACCACUUCGAUUUACCCGUCUUCCAUCGCCGCUCACAUCACCCGAUCGCUUAUCGACACCUAUCUAAUAACGCAUCCUCACCUCGACCAUAUCUCCGGUUUCGUUGUCAAUACAGCAGGCCUCACUAGACCCAAAAGGCUUGCAGCUCUGCCAAACACCAUCAACGCCUUCAAAACUCACAUCUUUAACAACGUCAUCUGGCCCAACCUCUCUGACGAGAAUAAUGGUGCGGGCAUAGUGACAUAUACCCGCCUCGUUGAGGGCGGGUCGCCUUCCCUUGGUGACGGUGAAUUCAAGGGUUAUUUGGAGAUUGCCGACCGUCUCGCCGUGAAGGCCUGGUCCGUUUCCCACGGCCACUGCUUGGAAAAACACCCCCAUCGCGGCUCGACCUCCUCCGCUGCGACGCCCAUGCGCUAUUCGUCUGUCGAUGCCGCCUCGGUCGCAUCGCCGCGCAUUAUGCCUCAUGGUGCCAUCCCUAGCGCUGCGUCGAUCCCCCGGGCAUCGUCUGUCGCGCCCGAGCCGCAAGCCAGUAUAUGCGUCUACGACUCUUCGGCCUACUUCAUCCUCGAUAUGGCUACUAACCUCGAGAUCCUGGUAUUCGGUGACGUCGAGCCUGAUUCCCUGUCACUCUCCCCUCGUAACUUGGGAAUAUGGCAGGAGGCUGCGCCAAAGAUUGCGUCGGGAAAUCUUGCCGCUAUCUUCAUCGAGUGUUCAUACGACGACUCCCACUCUGUUGAUCGUCUCUUCGGGCACCUCAAACCUUGCUUCGUGAUGGAGGAGAUGCGCACGCUAGCCCAGGAGGUCGAAGUCGCGCGACAGGUUAACCACCUCUCGCGGAAGCGCAAACGUGCGAUAGACCCCGAAGGGAUCCCACGGCGUCGAACCGGAGGUGCUUUCUCCCGGCUUGCGGGCGGUGACGAAUCCCCGGUUAGUCCUAAAACGGUGGCCAAGCGUCAACUCUUGUCGGACAUCGGACAUGUGCCGCCGCUCCCACCGGCUGCGACAUCGAUGGAGAGCCCGCAUCUCACAACCCCAACGAAGGAGCUAUCUCUGCGGGAAGCUGAGGGGUUGAGCGAGAGCGAGGAAGGGACCCACAGGAACCUGCCCCUGAAGGGCAUCAAGGUGGUCAUUAUCCACGUCAAAGACCGGUUGGAUGGGCGAAACCAAGGGGACGUGAUUCUGCAGGAGCUACGAGCUUAUGAGGAGGAUGCCCAACUUGGCUGCGAGUUUGUUAUAUCCGAGCCAGGCCAGAGCAUCUACCUGUAA
Colletotrichum graminicola M1.001 is the source of this 1554-nucleotide messenger RNA. RefSeq names its product cAMP phosphodiesterase class-II. The record is from RefSeq and is a predicted model, not a curated record. Gene Ontology annotation, biological process: cAMP catabolic process; cGMP catabolic process; negative regulation of glucose mediated signaling pathway. The transcript has 2 exons. Gene Ontology annotation, molecular function: 3',5'-cyclic-GMP phosphodiesterase activity; 3',5'-cyclic-AMP phosphodiesterase activity. Bases 1 to 1554 code for a protein of 517 amino acids. NCBI's taxonomy places the organism in Eukaryota, Fungi, Ascomycota, Sordariomycetes, Glomerellales, Glomerellaceae.